Messenger RNA from Alternaria incomplexa, 1137 nucleotides. RefSeq lists its product as uncharacterized. The coding region runs from base 1 to 1137 and encodes 378 amino acids. NCBI's taxonomy places the organism in Eukaryota, Fungi, Ascomycota, Dothideomycetes, Pleosporales, Pleosporaceae. The record is from RefSeq and is a predicted model, not a curated record. Gene Ontology annotation, molecular function: dioxygenase activity. The transcript has 2 exons.
AUGGUAGACCCCCCACAGACCUUCACGUCCCUGCCCGUACUCCCGCUCAGCGCCGCGCUGAACCCGGCUACCAAACCGCAGUUCCUGCGCGACCUACGCGAUGCCUUGUUGAACGUGGGGUUUUUGUAUCUGAGCGAAACAGGGCUGCCGGAGGGGUUGGUGCAGGAUGUGAUUAAGGAGUGUGGACGAUUUUUCGAGGAACUGCCGAGGGGGGAGAAGGAGAAGAUUGAGAUGAAGAAUGAGAGGAGUUUUUUGGGGUGGAGUAGGCUCGACAACGAAACCACGGCAUUCAAUCCAGACCACAGGGAACAACUCGAUCUCUCGACUCCACACGCACUACCCGGACCCGACGCACCGCUGUACCACAAUCUGCUUGCACCGAACCAAUGGCCGUCGGCUGACCACCUCCCGUCUUUCCGACCGGUCUAUGAGGACUACAUACGGCGCAUGGCGCACAUCUCCACGCUCUUCACGUCGCUGAUCGCAGAGGCCAUUGGAUUGCCUGCGAGCGCGUUUGAGAAGUUCUUUGAUCGGGACCAGCAGCACAAGCUCAAGAUUGUCAAGUAUCCAGAGGUUGAUGUGGGUGACCUGCCGGCUGGGGCGAGCGAGAUGGAGCGGAAGAAGUGGGAGAUCAAGCGCCAGGGCGUGGGUCCGCAUAAAGAUAGUAUGCUCACCAGCUACCUGCUGCAGGCGUCCGAUCAGCUCGGCCUGCAGGCGCAGAACGCAAAGGGCGAGUGGAUAGACUGCAAGCCCAUACCUGGUACGCUUGUCGUGGCGAUCGGGCAGGGCAUGGAGGCGCUGACAGAUGGGGUUUGCGCGUCAACUACACAUCGUGUUCUGAGUCCGCGCAAGGGAGAAGGGGCGCGGUACUCGGUGCCGUUCUUCCAAGGCGUGAGCUACGACGCGCAGUUUGAAGCCAUGGAUGUGCCGGACGAGGUACUACAGCUGAGGGACCAGGCGAGGAAGAAGCGCAAGGACGAUGUGGAGUUCACGUUUGUGAAGGGCAGAUGGGGACACCUCGGCGAGGCAACGCUGAUGAACAGGAUCAAGAGCCAUCCCGACGUUGGCGAGCGGUGGUACCCCAACGAGCUGAAGCACAUCCGCGCGCAGCAGGCAGCAGCGCAGGCGUCGUCAUGA